Messenger RNA from Eucalyptus grandis, 673 nucleotides. RefSeq names its product late embryogenesis abundant protein At5g17165. The coding region runs from base 54 to 485 and encodes 143 amino acids. The transcript is spliced from 3 exons. The record is from RefSeq and is a predicted model, not a curated record. Lineage: Eukaryota; Viridiplantae; Streptophyta; Magnoliopsida; Myrtales; Myrtaceae.
CCUAACUCCAUCACCGCCCUAUCCCACUUCCACUCGUCAACUGGAGGUUCUGAAUGGCCGCCGUUUCCAGGAGUAUCGGCAAGCGAGUCGCCCCUCACGCUCCGAUCUGGAGUUGGACUUCCGUCGCUCAUUCCAGGAGAAAUGGGCACUCCUCAGCGCCAGAGAAGAAUCCCGAGGAUGUGGCGACGGUGUAUGAGAAGAACCCCGAUGACCCAGUCCCGCAAAAUGUGGUUCCCGAUGAAGUGAUCCAGAUUCAAUCCGAAGAAUACUGGGUUCCCCACCCGCAAACCGGGGUCUUCGUUCCUCCUUCCGAUUGUAACGCGAGCGAGGACGUGCCCGAGCCCGAGCCCGAGCCCGAGGAGUCGGUGCUGGAGCAGGAGGCCUGGUAUCGCCCAACUGGUAUCCAAGAUCUGGAGAAGCCCACCAGCCUCGAAGUCGAAGUAUCUGAAACGAGCGAGACGGCAACACGAGAAGUCGCAGAAUAGUGCAAGGCCGAGCAGCUAUUGCGAAUUGUACAUAGGGACUGUUAAGGUUAGGUUUCAUGCUAUCCGCUAAACUCGUCUGCUGUUGGUUUUGGUCACUCUAUAACAUAUGAAUGUAACUUCCCUGUGUUUUGUCUUGAUUGUAAAAUUCAACAACGUUCAAUAACCCCUGCCGAUAGGGAACUUCCUUA